GGACGCUGUUUGUUAUGACUAGUGCUGCUUUGGCUGCGGGACAAACUUUCACAGGUCUCGGUAUUUUUUUCUUCUCCGUCUCAUUUGUCAUGUACAGCAAAGGAAAUGCUCCCCCAUUUUACUAAAAUUAUCUCAAACGGACCUGGAUCUAUCGUUUAACCACCACUGAAGGACGUUUUCCAUCUUUCACAAAACAGAGACUGUUUGGAAUAUAGGGGCCGAGAGUUCUUGCUGAGGACACCGGAGCUAUGAUAGGCGUUUGAAAACAUCUUGAUCACAUGGGCUCCUAUCCUGUGCUGACCCAAUGGUUUAAUCGCCAGGACUAAAAAUGAGCAUAAGCAGUGAUGAGGUUAAUUUCCUGGUUUACAGAUACCUGCAAGAGUCAGGCUUCUCCCACUCAGCAUUCACCUUUGGCAUAGAGAGCCACAUCAGCCAGUCCAACAUCAAUGGAGCCCUGGUGCCCCCUGCUGCCCUCAUCUCCAUCAUCCAGAAGGGCCUGCAGUAUGUCGAGGCUGAAGUCAGCAUCAACGAGGACGGGACCUUGUUUGACGGGCGGCCCAUCGAGUCGUUGUCUCUGAUUGAUGCUGUGAUGCCAGAUGUUGUCCAGACCAGGCAGCAAGCUUACAGGGACAAGCUGGCCCAACAGCAGCAGGCGGCAGCAGGCAGUGGCAGUGGCACCGGGCCCCAGGGCGGCACCAAGAACGGAGAGGGCACCGCCAACGGUGAAGAGAAUGGAUCACACACCUUAGCCAAUCACCACUCAGAGAUGAUGGAGGUGGACAGAGAUGUAGAGAUUCCCCAGAGUAAAGCCAUGGUCCUGCGGGGCCACGAAUCAGAAGUUUUCAUCUGUGCCUGGAACCCAGUGAACGACCUACUCGCCUCCGGGUCUGGGGAUUCGACAGCACGGAUCUGGAACCUGAGUGAGAACAGCACAGGCGGGUCCACUCAGCUGGUUCUGAGGCACUGCAUACGGGAAGGGGGCCAGGACGUACCCAGCAACAAAGACGUCACCUCACUAGACUGGAAUAGCGAGGGCACGUUACUAGCAACAGGCUCAUAUGAUGGCUUUGCUAGAAUAUGGACAAAAGACGGAAACCUGGCCAGUACUUUAGGGCAGCACAAAGGACCUAUAUUUGCACUCAAGUGGAAUAAGAAAGGAAACUUCAUUCUCAGUGCUGGUGUAGACAAGACAACAAUUAUUUGGGACGCACACACGGGAGAGGCAAAGCAGCAGUUUCCCUUCCACUCAGCACCUGCCCUGGACGUCGACUGGCAGAGCAACAACACGUUUGCCUCCUGUAGCACAGACAUGUGCAUCCACGUGUGUAAACUGGGUCAGGACAGACCUGUCAAGACCUUCCAGGGACAUACGAAUGAGGUGAAUGCCAUCAAGUGGGACCCCACUGGCAGCCUACUGGCGUCCUGCUCGGACGACAUGACACUGAAGAUCUGGAAUAUGAAGCAGGAUUCGUGCGUCCAUGAUCUCCAAGCCCACAGUAAAGAAAUCUACACAAUCAAGUGGAGCCCCACAGGCUCCGGGACCAACAACCCCAGCGCCAACCUCAUGCUGGCCAGUGCAUCAUUUGACUCUACAGUACGUCUGUGGGAUGUGGAGCGAGGGGUUUGCAUUCACACGCUGACCCGCCACCAGGAGCCAGUCUACAGCGUGGCCUUCAGCCCUGACGGCAGACACCUGGCCAGCGGCUCCUUCGACAAGUGUGUCCACAUCUGGAACACUCAGACGGGGGCUUUAGUCCACAGCUACCGGGGGACAGGAGGGAUCUUUGAGGUGUGCUGGAACGCCACGGGGGACAAAGUAGGAGCCAGUGCGUCAGACGGAUCUGUUUGUGUAUUAGACCUGAGGAAAUGACACUCGUCUGGGGGAGCCAUGGACCGACUACGAAUGUGUACAUAGCCAAAAUGACUGACUGCCCCUGCCUGUCCGCCACACUGCUGUAGUCCCAUCAGAUGCCAUGGCCUGCCAUUUUAGCCAAAUGGAGCGCUCCCCCCUUGUGUACACUAAAGAAAGGACCACCUCCACCCACACUUGGAAUGCACAUGCGUCAGAAAAACAGGUCUGUCCAGACUUUACGUUUUCUGUCACAGACCUGCAAGAAGAAGAAAGCAUUUCCUCGUACCCAUCGGACCCACCACAUUCAAACCAAAACCCCAGGAUUCAUCUCGCUCUCCUCUUUUUAUCCUUUGUACCAGAAUUAUAAUGAUUUUUGUUCUCUGUUGCUGUGUGCAUAUUGCAUAUGUCAGCAUUUGGUGUCCUGUGGACAUUGUUGUUUUAAAUUUGGAUUUUUCUGAUCUCUGUAGGUUUUAUAUUUACAUGUGGGCUGGGAGAGAAGAGCAGAGGGGAGGGGGUGAGAGAUGUCUGUCUUUUCCAUUGGCUGUUCAUUGGGAGAUCCAUACAUUCACGUCCUUAAAGGAAUAAAAAAAAAUGCAGAUGUACAGAAUAGCUCAGAGGAUGAAAUGGUUUUUAAUUUUGACAAAUCUAUUUUUAUCCAGUUGGUUCUCUCCAUUUUUGCCAUUUUUUAACAAAGUAUAAAGCAGUUAAUCAAAGGUUAAACUUGUCCUAUCUGUGCAACUUUUUAUCUUCUCCAACCUCAAAUGGUUUUCAGGUGUUCACAACUCAUCAGGUUAACAUAGAGCUCUAAAGAAUUCAAAACCUUUAGACUGAGAGGUAAUCUCUGUAGCUGUUAAACACCGUGUCAGUCUCCUGUUCUGACCAGGUGGUGUGCUGGGCUCAGGGUUCAGAAGAGGCAGAAAGACAGCGACGCUAAUGUGCAGUAAGCUUCAGGUUCCCGCCCCUGCUCGUCAGCUCGUCUGGACCUUCGUCUCAAACUCAAAUAGACGACUAUGCUUUUGUCAUUACCGAGGUUUUUCGCGGCGGAGACGUUGCUUGCUUUUCGGCAUCGGUGCAUCUUCGGGAUCUGCAGUCAAAGAGCAAAUGGGCGUCAGUAGGCGCCAUAUUGGAAACAGGCCCAUAACUGCUUGCAUCUAUUUGACAUAAACAUUAAUAGUCAUAAUUUUGUUUAUUUCCUCAAUUAAUGGCUGGUUGUUAACCAAUGCUGAAUGAUAAUCAGACUAAGCUGCUCUAAUUGUGUCCUGUUUCCUUGCUUGGUCAUUAAACAUCACAAAUAAUUAGUUUCUGUGCAGACACAGGGUCUGCCAUCCUAAACACACCAUCAGCUGUUAAGACUUGUGUUUUAGAAAGUAUGUUCAUAUGGGAGUAAAUUGCAGCUAUAAAUGUGUUUUAUUAUAAUUCUAAUGCCACCUGCAUUACAUUUUAUAUCAAGAAAAUAUUUAAAGGAUAAUCUGUGGCUUUACAUCCAGUUCCUGCCAGAGUUUAUUUUACAGUAAUGAAUCACUGCACAUAAUUAGACUUAUUACAUGGAAUAAAUGUCAAAAAUGUUGAUUAAAUGAUUUGAAUAAUUUGUAAAAUGCUAUGACUAGAAUUAAUCCAUACCAAAGCAAAGGCAAAGGUUAUUACAUUUAUUAUUUAUGGUUUGGUUUAGAGUUGGGAAAAAUACUAAGGAUUAUUUUAAUACCCAAAGUAGGAGAUGGAAUGAAAA
Messenger RNA from Sphaeramia orbicularis (orbiculate cardinalfish), 3578 nucleotides. RefSeq names its product TBL1X/Y related 1b (gene tbl1xr1b). Gene Ontology annotation, molecular function: protein binding; transcription corepressor activity. The record is from RefSeq and is a predicted model, not a curated record. Gene Ontology annotation, cellular component: histone deacetylase complex. Gene Ontology annotation, biological process: regulation of transcription by RNA polymerase II. Bases 329 to 1870 code for a protein of 513 amino acids. The transcript is spliced from 16 exons. NCBI's taxonomy places the organism in Eukaryota, Metazoa, Chordata, Actinopteri, Kurtiformes, Apogonidae.